CCUGACUUUGAGUUCUCUGCUCCUCUUCAGGCGUUGUGUGCUCGCGUGUGCGUGUUCUACUACACCGUACUUCUAGCCAGCUGGCCGCUCUCCGCGGACGCAGCCAGGCUCCGCUGUGGCUCGGAUCUUCUCAGCGACCUCAUAUUCGUGUGUGGGGACCGUGGCAUCUAUUUGGGUAGAGGGAAAUGGUCUGGCUACGGGGCUCGGCCCAGAGGGGAGGGGAUCGUGGACCAGUGCUGUCGUCCAGCCGGCUGUGAGCUCCACCAUCUGGAGAUGUACUGCGCUAAACCCAAGAGCCAGCAGCAAACCACAGCUUUGCCCACAACAACAGCAGCAGCAACGCAGACAGAUGAGGAUCUGCAAUUCCAAGCAGUUUUUUACAGGAGACUUCUGGAGCACAUGGGGCCCCCAGACAGCGCAAAGAGGGAAGCCUCCAGGAAGAAGGCUCAGCCUCCCCACCCAAGAAAGCCUCACGCCGGAGCAUUAGAGCACAGAACAUGAGCAGCGGUCCUCCCUCCGUCCUUAGAAUGAUGCGACCCGAGUCGUGACAUGGGGCCUCCUCAAGGGAGCAUUUAUAGAUUUACUGACUGAACCUUGUGGAUGUUAAGGACGUGUCUGCUAAGGAAGGAUCCCAGUGACGGGGCAUUUGCUGCUCAUCGUUGCCGUUCAGAGGGAUGAGACGGUCCAGCAGACGGGGGUGGAUGCUGUCAGCUGCAGGCUGGACUCACUCCAUGAGUCUCUGUAGAGCUUUUCAUGCAUCAGCUUGUCUGGAAGCAGAUUCCUUUCCAAGCGUGCAUAUAAAUGUGACUUUUCCUUGUGGAUAAGAGCUAAAUCUUGAUUUUGAUGUAUCUGGGACUUCACUGAAGCAGAUGUGUGCAGAUGUUGUCACUUUAGUAUUGUACAGUUUUAGCAGUGUUAGUAUUUUUUUUAUACAUGCUCUGCUCUCGCUGUGGAAAAAUACAUUUAAAUCAAUCCAACCAAAUAUAUAAAAUAAUGACGUGAAUGAUGAAGAAUGCUAUUGAAGUAAUUACAUUGUAAUACAAAAAAAUAAUAAAAAUAAAAAUUAAAUAA
Molecule: messenger RNA, 1071 nt
Organism: Betta splendens (Siamese fighting fish)
Lineage: Eukaryota; Metazoa; Chordata; Actinopteri; Anabantiformes; Osphronemidae
Product: insulin-like growth factor I
Exons: 3
Cellular component (GO): extracellular region
Molecular function (GO): hormone activity
Source: RefSeq, a predicted model, not a curated record